Perkinsus marinus ATCC 50983 is the source of this 162-nucleotide messenger RNA. RefSeq lists its product as hypothetical. The record is from RefSeq and is a predicted model, not a curated record. Lineage: Eukaryota; Perkinsozoa; Perkinsida; Perkinsidae. The transcript has a single exon. The coding region runs from base 1 to 162 and encodes 53 amino acids.
AUGAACGAACGUAUCAUGGCCGACGGUGAUGAUACCUCGGCUACUUCUGGUUCACUAUUCGAGAGGUGGAUGCGAAGCAGACGCGGUUCCACAGGGGAAGUAGAGGUCAAAUCUGAGGAUCCUAAGCUCACUAUUGAGGAAGAGAGUAAUCCUAUCACUUAG